AUGUUGUCAAACCUUGAAUUAUUGAAACAACGCAUUGCCAACCUUGAAGCUGAAAAAGACGAGCUUAAGGGUGAGAAUGCUGAGCUUAAGAAUGAGAAUGCGAAAUUGAAACGGAUUAUUGAGGAGAAUGCCAGGUGUGAUGCUGAGAAUGCCGAACACAAGGUCAGAAUCGAGGAAUUAGAGAAAAAUAGUGCAAAUAUUUCAGCCGAAAAUGCUGAGCUUAAAGCUGAAUUAGCCAAAUUAAGACAUGAUUUCGAUUCCUCCAACCUCACGAGGCCUCAGCAACCCCAGCAUGUUACUAAUGUGCAGAACUCAUGCUCUGUUGAAGAAGAUAUAUCUUCAGCUAAGCCUGAAAGAUGCUUCGCUUCGAAUGAUAUACCUGAUCUUGUAAUAGACUAG
Messenger RNA from Rhizophagus irregularis DAOM 181602=DAOM 197198, 399 nucleotides. Lineage: Eukaryota; Fungi; Glomeromycota; Glomeromycetes; Glomerales; Glomeraceae. The record is from RefSeq and is a predicted model, not a curated record.